AAUUAGAUUCUGAUAAAGAUAUUAUUAUAAGUGGGACAAUUUUUUGGGUAUCGGAUAAGGCGCGUGUCACGGACUGUCAAGACAAAGUUCUAUUUGACUGUCAUGGCUACCUAGAAUUUAGAACCACCACCCCACCAAUAUUGAAAGUGAAAGACGCCUUAAAAGACACUGUCAAAUAAAAGCUAAGCUUAGAGAAGGAAACUAGGGUUUAUUUUUUGAGGGGUGAAGGAUUGAUUGGAAUUUGAUUGUUUUUUCUAAGAGAUGUACACAAGUUCUAUGCGAAAAUCUUUCAAGGAUUCUCUUAAAGUGCUUGAAGCUGAUAUUCAACAUGCUAAUACUCUGGCAUCAGAUUUUCCGAGGGAAUAUGAUGGUGCAUGUCUUCAAAUGAGGAUGUCGUAUAGUCCGGCCGCGCACCUCUUCUUAUUUUUGGUGCAGUGGACUGAUUUUCACCUUGCAGGAGCCCUUGGAUUGUUAAGAAUACUAAUUUACAAGGUUUAUGUGGAUGGAACUACCACGAUGUCUACACAUGAAAGGAAAGCAAGCAUCCGAGAAUUCUACACUGUUAUCUAUCCCUCUUUGCUGCAACUUCAGAGCGGUGUCACUGAUAGUGAAGAUAAACAACAGAAAGCGGCAUGCGUGGAAAGGUAUCGUAGAAGAGAAGAUGAAGAGUAUAAGCAGCUUACCGAUAUUGAUUUCGAAAGAGAAGAAGAAUGUGGAAUAUGCAUGGAAACAAACAGUAAAAUGUUGCUGCCGAACUGUAAUCACACCAUGUGCUUGAAAUGUUAUAGGGAAUGGCGGUCAAUAUCACAGUCAUGCCCUUUCUGUCGUGAUAGUCUCAAAAGAGUUAACUCGGGGGAUCUUUGGGUAUAUACAGACAGCCGGGAUAUAAUCGACAUGGCCACAGUGACAAGGGAGAAUCUUAGAAGGCUUUUCAUGUACAUAGAUAAGUUACCACUUAUUAUCCCUGAUACCAUUUUUGAUACUUAUGAUUCUCAUUUAAAGUGAUUAAAUAUAGUCUAAAACAUCAGCUCCACGAUCAGAGCAUUUCCGGUAAAAGUACUAUGGAAGCUCUUAAUACUAGAAGUCAGAUUUUAUUUUGCCCCUCUACUCAAAAAAUGGACAACUAAGUCUCUGUACAUUAGAUCAAAAAACAAGUCGGUCUUUUCUGUUAAAAAUCUAUACUAUUAAAAACUAGUAUGGCUAAUGAAAUAACUAAACAGUAACACGUGACGUGCCAUGUGUACCUCAUGCUGAUGUAUAAGGAUCAGUUUUGGAAUUUUAACAAAAGGACCAAUUUGCUCUUUGAUUUAACGUAUAGGGACUAAUUUACUUAUUUUUUGAGUAGAGGAGACAAAAUGUAAUCUUACUUCUAGGACAGAAGCCUCCAUGGUACUUUUACUGAGGAUUUUCUUAUCGUAUUUUCUUGAUUGCAUAAGGACCAAAUCUCUCGAUUUGGCAAAUUUAGCUAAUCUAGUAUAUGCAAUGCCUUUUAUUCCCACUUCUCACCAUAGGCAAAAAGACCAUGCCCGAGUUAUUGUGGGCUGGUGCUGAAGUUGAGGUAUAUAUAGUUCAUGUAGGAUCCAUAAAGAAAAACUGUAUUUAGUACAUUUUGUACAUGCUUGUAUAGCCUUUUAUGUUUGCUGAUUAAAUAUAAUAAAUUCCUUUUGCCAAAA
Gossypium arboreum is the source of this 1673-nucleotide messenger RNA. RefSeq names its product E3 ubiquitin-protein ligase AIRP2-like. Gene Ontology annotation, molecular function: ubiquitin protein ligase activity. The transcript is spliced from 5 exons. Gene Ontology annotation, biological process: protein ubiquitination. Lineage: Eukaryota; Viridiplantae; Streptophyta; Magnoliopsida; Malvales; Malvaceae. The record is from RefSeq and is a predicted model, not a curated record. The coding region runs from base 262 to 1005 and encodes 247 amino acids.